Callithrix jacchus (white-tufted-ear marmoset) is the source of this 788-nucleotide messenger RNA. RefSeq names its product brain expressed X-linked 5 (gene BEX5). Gene Ontology annotation, molecular function: signaling receptor binding. NCBI's taxonomy places the organism in Eukaryota, Metazoa, Chordata, Mammalia, Primates, Cebidae. Gene Ontology annotation, biological process: signal transduction. The record is from RefSeq and is a predicted model, not a curated record. Gene Ontology annotation, cellular component: cytoplasm.
UUGAUUAGUCUCUCCUAGUUGCGGUCUGGUAGUCGUCGGUGGCAGUGGGACGGCUCGCUGUUGCUCUGAAGGCAGGCGAACCAGCUGCCCAGGAAAGGAGGAAAGUGGUAGAAGCCGACUCCACAGGAGCUCUAAGCAGGUCUUUUAGUACGUUCGUGCAGCAGAUUUCAAGACUAAGAGAGAAAGACUGCCUCAUCCCUGCAGGAAGAAAAAACAGGAAAUAAAAAACUCAACAUGGAAAAUGUCCCCAAGGAAAACAAAGUUGUGGAGAAGGCCCCAGUGCAGAAUGAAGCUCCCACUUUAGGAGGUGGUGAAGACCAGGAGCCUGAAGGAAAUAUUAGAGGGGUUCAGGCUCCACGUGCCCAGGAUUUUGGAGAGGAUGUGCCCGAUAGGCUUGUUGAUAACAUUGAUAUGAUAGACGGAGAUGCAGAUGAUAUGGAACGGUUCAUGGAGGAGAUGAGAGAGCUAAGGAGGAAAAUUAGGGAACUUCAGUUGAGGUACAGUCUGCGCAUUCUUAUAGGGGACCCCCCUCAGCAUGAUCAUCAUGAUGAGUUUUGCCUUAUGCCUUGAAUUUUGAGGUUAAUAAUCAUAAAAUCCCUGCUUUCCAAAUUUGCAUUUUUCCUAGUAUACCUUUAAUGUGAACCUUUUGACAUUCUUCUGCCAUUUUCUGAUUAGAGAUUGCAUUUAGAUCUAGUCUGGAAGUUUUUCUGUCAGAAGAGGAUUUUCAUCAGCUUUCAUGGAAAGAUGUUUAUUGCACACUUUAAAGUUAAUAAAGCAAUUUAAAAGUA